AUGGAUAUCACGCACUCGACUUGGCAACUUGUGGGAUACUCACAUCCAAAGUUGGGACCGCAAUUUUGGGCUGAUGUUGAGGGAACAUUCUGUGCUGACAAGACUGGUGACUAUAAAUGGAGUAUCGCUUGUUGCGGCACGGCCAGUCUUUUCAUUGACGGAAUAAUGAUCAUUGAAAACACUACCAUUCAGCAGCCGGGGAAUUCCUUCUUUAGAAGGGGAUCUACGGAGAAGAAGGCUGUGACGUAUAUUGAAGAGGGUCAAAAUUACCAAAUCAAGCUUCAAUUUGGAAGUCUUCCUACUUCCAAGAUUUACAAGCAAGGUGUGGUGGCCUACGGUGCCGGAGCUGGCCGUAUUGGCAUUUGGCCAGUCUCAGACCCAGACAAGGCUAUUUCUCGCGCAGCUGCCCUUGCCAGCAAGUGCAAAUACACCAUAGUGUUAGGACUUAACAAAGAAUUAGAGAGCGAGGGCUAUGACAAAUCGGCUUUGAAUUUGCCUGAGACAACCGGUCGAUUGAUUGCCGCGGUGUUGGAUGCUAACUCCGAUGCAAUUAUUGUCACGCAGUCUGGUGCGCCAGUUAACGUGCAGCCUUGGGUCUCACAGACAACGACUCUUACUCACAUGUGGCUUCCUCUUACUUUCCCCAAUGCUAUUGAAGAUACGCCAGCUUUUCUGAACUUUGAAAGCGAGCGCGGACACACUGUUUAUGGUGAGGGAGUAUACAUUGGCUAUCGCUACUACGAAAAGUUAAAGAGAAGUGUCGCAUUUCCAUUUGGCGAAUACUAUUUCACGGCCAAUGAAGGAGCUCAAGGGAUUUGCCAAGGCCUUGAACCGAGCGAGUCCCAGGAUGUUGACAUUGAGCUUGACCGUCUGUCAACUUCAUUCUGGGAUGAGACUUUAGGUUGCUGGCUGAGUGAGAAGGGAAUUUAUGGUGUUCAUGUGGGUCAAAGUAGCGCGGAUAUUGUUUUGUCUGGAUCAUUGGAGGUUAAGGAAACAACUACUUAG
Molecule: messenger RNA, 1005 nt
Organism: Penicillium hordei
Lineage: Eukaryota; Fungi; Ascomycota; Eurotiomycetes; Eurotiales; Aspergillaceae
Product: Glycoside hydrolase family 3
Exons: 4
Coding region: 1-1005 (334 amino acids)
Biological process (GO): glucan catabolic process
Molecular function (GO): beta-glucosidase activity
Source: RefSeq, a predicted model, not a curated record